Messenger RNA from Lemur catta (Ring-tailed lemur), 2732 nucleotides. It is a transcript of the gene BTC, whose product is annotated as betacellulin. Lineage: Eukaryota; Metazoa; Chordata; Mammalia; Primates; Lemuridae. The record is from RefSeq and is a predicted model, not a curated record. Bases 311 to 850 code for a protein of 179 amino acids. The transcript is spliced from 6 exons. Gene Ontology annotation, biological process: positive regulation of mitotic nuclear division; positive regulation of cell population proliferation; epidermal growth factor receptor signaling pathway.
UCUGUCCUUGGGUGUGGGUCUGGGUGUGGGGCAAUUCGGGUGGGAGCAGCGCGGAGGCGGCCACCCCCGAGUCCCGCGCCUCUGCCGGGAUAAAUAGGAGGCGCCUCCGCCCGGCGACAACCCGCGGAGCCCGCGCGCCCCGCGUGUUUCCCUGCCCGGCGGCCAGGGUGCCAGCCCGGGUGGUUUCGUUUCCUCCCGGCUCCGGGACUGGUUUCCAGGCACCCGGUCGGGCGCGCGGGGCCCGGGAAGGGGGCGCAGAAGGCGCGGGGACACUCGUCCGGGGCUGCCCAGCCCUGCGGAGCGGGGGUGCAUGGACCGGGCCGCCCCGGGCAGCGGCGCCGGCUCCCUGCCGCUGCUGCUGGCCCUUGCCCUGGGUCUAGUGGUCCUCCACUGCGUUGUGGCAGAUGGGAAUUCAACAAGAAGUCCUGAAAUUAAUGGCCUCCUCUGCAGAGAUCCUGAAGAAAACUGUACAGCUGCCACCACACCACCAAAGCGGAAAGGCCACUUUUCUCGGUGCCCCAGGCAGUACAAGCACUACUGCAUCAAAGGGAAGUGCCGUUUCGUGGUGGCGGAGCGGACGGCCUCCUGCGUCUGUGACGACGGCUACACUGGGGCAAGGUGUGAGAGAGUUGACUUGUUUUACCAAAGAGGAGACAGAAGACAGACUUUGGUGAUUUGUUUGAUGGUAGUUAUGGUAAUUUUUAUCAUCGUGGUUGUCAGUGUCUGCCUGUGCUGUCAUCCGCGUCAGAAAUGUCGUAAAAGAAGGAAAAAGGAAGAAGAAAUGGAAACUCUGGGUAAAGAUAUAAUAACUCCUAUAAAUGAAGACGUUCAAGAAACUAAUAUUGCUUAAUGGCUACAAAGGCACCUCCAGGUUGGCGGCAGCCUGCAAAAUGCCUUGCUCAUUUGAAAAUGGACAGAACGUGUCUCAGGAAAACAGCUCGUAGAAAUGAAUUUUAAAUAAUGUAUUUACUUUUUAUUUGUAACUUCCAUUUGUGUUAUUAUUGUUUUUUAAUAAUAAUAAUAUUAAUUUUAUUAUUGUUUAGUAACUGGGGAAAAAAAAACACCUGUUGAGGUAGCAAAAGUAAGAAGGGGAAUUUCAAUAAACUUCCACUGAAGUUUUGUCACCAGGAUUCCUAGUCCAACAAAAAAGAAAAGUGGGAAGGAGUUUAGACCUUUGGAAUUGAAUGAAUAAUAAAACUACUGUUUCUCAAACAUUCACCAUGUGCUAAGAGUUUGAAAUGCAUUAUUUCAUUUAAUCCUUUCAACAACCAGUGGGAUACAUAUUAUGAUCCUCAUUUCCCAGAUAUAGAAACGGGGCCAAAGAAAUCAAAUAAUCUAAUCCAGAUAUAGAGAGUUAGGACUUGGUGGGGCUGGAAUUAGAAUCGAGAUUUAUCCAAAUCAAAGUCUGUGCCCUUAGUCAUCGUUUUUGUUAAUCUGAGUUGGCGCAACCUAACUCCAUAAUGUAAUCCAGGAUUUUGUAUGAACUGUGUUUCGCUAUGAUUUUGAGAUGUCAAGGCCAUUUUCCUGCAGGAACGCAGGAUGCAGAGUCCUGGCCUUGUUGCUGUUACCAUGAUGCUUUCUGUAGAAUUGAUUUUUAUUGUGUUUCUUUGCUCCUUUAUAAAUUAUCAGUGACAUUAAUAAAUUAUUACAUUAUCGGAGCAAACACAUGGGCCCUAUAGCUAGGGAAAUGAAUAGAGAUGGAAAAGUAAAUGGCUGACAUUCUUUAAGCCUUGGGUAAGUGUUUAUGCUCAAUAAAGUAUAAAUAACAACACCGGAAAAGGUGGUUUGUGCAGGGUAAUGGUCAGUGGAAGGAGGGGAGAGCCAGGCAGAGACUGGUUAUGACCAUCUUCUCAUUUUUGUUCUUCUCCCCAACAGCACAUAUGAUUGUUCUCAGGUAAAUUGUGGUGCAUAGCACCAUGAUCAUAGCACCUGUUACCUGGGACCACCUUACCAAAUGCUCCUUCCCUCCAUGGCUUAUUUAAUAAAGACUGCUUUAAGUCUGAAAAAGUGAAAUCUACAUUUAGCCAAAAUGCCAUAGAAUAUGGAACUGUCUACAUUGAUUAGGUGGGUCACUUACAAAAAUAAAUGCAGUAUGUCCUCAAAUUGCUGUACUCUGUGCCUGUCAGCCAAGUAACUUCUUUUCUGGAAUCUCUGCAAAUGUUACUUUGCAAUGUAGAUUCCGUAGCCAAAGUGAAGUGGAAGAUUCAGACAAAAGCUGACAUUUUAUAUCUCCUUCUAGCAUCCAUAGUGUUUUGAGGGAGGCAGAGGCUGUUCUUAUAUAUAAUACAGAAAUAGUUCACCUAUCUAUAAAAGCUAACUUAAAAAACUGAUAAUUUUCAAAAUCCGUAUAUUUUCCCCUGACUUAAUGGUCAUCCUUAAGACAGGAUUACAUCCAACCGAUUCAUGUUGUCCAUGCAUUAUUUUCAAAAGUUUCCUUCUGGCUCAUUCAUGCCCUUUCUCUUCCUCAGUCUUCUUUGAUACUAAAAAGGCUUAGAACAAAUGCCCAUUAGAGCCUUUACAAAUACAAAACCAUAAUAUACACGUUUCUUCUUUCCUGAACUGAGGUUGGCUGGCCAAUGGGAUCCCUCAAGCCAAUUCAGGCUUGGGAAUUUGGCUUCAAUCCUAAAAUGUUAAUGAUGGCUUUUGAAGUUUGGUGGGACUGAUAUCAAGAGAGAAUUUCAAAGAUUUUCAUAGUUUUUAAAAAAAUGUAUUUUAUAAUUGUUUUGCAUAUA